This is a messenger RNA of Anoplophora glabripennis (Asian longhorned beetle), 338 nucleotides long. RefSeq names its product zinc finger protein 512B-like. The record is from RefSeq and is a predicted model, not a curated record. NCBI's taxonomy places the organism in Eukaryota, Metazoa, Arthropoda, Insecta, Coleoptera, Cerambycidae. The transcript has a single exon. The annotation marks the transcript as partial.
AUGCUUAUGGAUUUUAAACUCUGCAUUUCAGGUUUGAGCAGCUUCGCCCCAGCUUUCAGUACCGUCGGCCCUGCCGUCGGUACCGUGUCUGUCGGCUCCGUCGCGCCUGUCGUGGUGUCCCAAACUCACGAGUACCGCCAUCUGAGCCAACAAGUACCGGUAGCAGUGCCCACACCAGUACCAGUAACUGUAACGAAAACCGUCCCUGUACCACAGCCCUACAAGGUAGAUGUUCCCAAGCCUUACGCAGUACCAGUACAAGUGAAAGUACCAGUGGACGUACCCAAACCGUACGCCGUCAAAGUGCCAUAUAAGGUCUCAGUACCUGUUGCUGUCAG